CGGCCGGAGCUUGCGCGGCGCCGGGAGCCGGGGCCGGAGCCCGAGCCGGGCCGGGCCGGGCCGGGGGCGCCAUGGCGGCGGCCGAGACGAAGAUCAUCUACCACCUGGACGAGCAGGAGACGCCCUACCUGGUGAAGCUGCCGAUCCCGGCCGAGCGCGUCACGCUGGGCGACUUCAAGGGGCUGCUGAACCGGCCCAACUACAAGUUCUACUUCAAGUCCAUGGACGACGAUUUCGGGGUUGUGAAGGAAGAGAUCUCAGACGAUAAUGCCAAGCUUCCCUGUUUCAAUGGCCGGGUGGUGUCCUGGCUCGUGUCUGCGGAGGGGUCGCAUUCAGAUGCUGGGUCAGUCUGUGCCGACAACCAGCCAGAGCUGCCACCUUCUAUGGAGCGCACUGGAGGCAUUGGAGACUCCAGGCCCCCCUCCUUCCACCCCAACACCGGAGGGAGUAGGGAGAACCUGGAUAAUGACACAGAGACAGACUCUGUGGUGUCAUCUCAGCGGGAGCGGCCGCGUCGGAAAGAUGGAACUGAGCAUGCACCCCGGGUGAAUGGGACGGCAAAGGGAGAGCGGCGCCGAGACCUAGGAGGAUACGAGAGCUCCUCCACACUCAUGAGCAGCGAGCUGGAGACCACCAGCUUCUUUGACUCAGACGAGGAUGACUCCACCAGCAGGUUUAGCAGCUCCACAGAGCAGAGCAGCGCCUCUCGCCUGAUGAGGAGGCACAAGCGACGCCGACGGAAACAGAAGACUCCGCGCAUCGAGCGGUCGUCAUCCUUCAGCAGCAUCACGGACUCCACUAUGUCUCUGAACAUCAUCACGGUCACGCUGAACAUGGAGAAGUACAACUUCCUGGGCAUCUCCAUCGUGGGGCAGAGCAACGAGCGCGGGGACGGUGGCAUCUACAUUGGCUCGAUCAUGAAGGGGGGUGCUGUGGCAGCGGAUGGCCGGAUCGAGCCUGGAGACAUGCUUUUACAGGUGAACGACAUCAACUUUGAGAACAUGAGCAAUGACGAUGCUGUACGGGUGCUGAGGGAAAUCGUACACAAGCCAGGACCAAUCACCCUGACGGUUGCCAAGUGCUGGGACCCCAGCCCCCGGGGCUGCUUCUCCUUACCCAGAAUUGCUCCCCAGCGGAUCUGGGCUGGGCCAGACUCUCCAUGCUCCGAUCCGGGUGAGCCCAUCCGACCCAUCGACCCUGCGGCCUGGGUUUCCCACACGGCGGCGAUGACCGGAACCUACCCAGCGUACGGUAUGAGCCCAUCCAUGAGCACAAUCACUUCCACCAGCUCCUCCAUCACCAGCUCCAUCCCAGAGACCGAACGCCUCGAUGACUUUCACCUGUCCAUCCACAGCGACAUGGCCACCAUUGUCAAAGCCAUGGCCUCACCUGAGUCCGGCCUGGAGGUGCGUGACCGCAUGUGGCUGAAAAUCACCAUCCCAAACGCCUUCAUCGGUUCAGAUGUGGUAGACUGGCUCUAUCACCACGUGGAAGGCUUCACUGACCGGCGAGAGUCCCGCAAGUAUGCCAGCAAUCUGCUGAAGGCCGGCUACAUCCGCCACACCGUCAACAAGAUCACCUUCUCAGAGCAGUGCUACUACAUCUUCGGGGACCUCUGUGGCAACAUGGCUAACCUCUCCCUGCAUGACCAUGAUGGAUCCAGUGGAGCCUCCGACCAGGACACAUUGGCUCCUCUCCCUCACCCAGGAGCUGCACCGUGGCCCAUGGCUUUCCCAUACCAAUAUCCACCGCCUCAUCCGUACAACCCACACCCAGGAUUCCCUGACCCAGGCUACAGCUAUGGAGGGGGCAGUGCAGGCAGCCAACACAGUGAAGGAAGCCGAAGCAGCGGAUCGAACCGCAGUGGCAGUGAGAGGAGGAAGGAGAGAGACCCAAAGACCGGCGAGUCCAAGUCAGGUGGCAGUGGCAGCGAGUCGGAUCACACUACUCGGAGUAGCAUGAGGCGGGAGCGGGCAGCCAGCGAGCGCUCGGUGCCUGCCAGCCAGCACAGCCAGCGCAGCCAGCACUCCCUGGCUCACAGCCUCCGCAGUCACCACAGCCAGCAGUCAUAUGGGCCACCAGGCCUGCCUCCCCUCUACAGCCCGCCUAUGCUGCUGAUGCCUCCGCCGCCUUCAGCCAUGGGGCCCCCGGGCGCCCCUCCGGGCCGUGACCUGGCCUCUGUGCCCCCAGAACUGACGGCCAGUAGACAGUCGUUCCGAAUGGCCAUGGGCAACCCUAGUGAGUUCUUUGUGGAUGUAAUGUGAAGCGCCCGUCCCCCUGUCUGUCUGCCGCCCCGUCGGUUUGUCUCCUAGGACCAGCCCCAGCUUCACUCUUUGUUUUUAUUUUGUCUUGAUAACGGAAAAAAAAAAGGGAAAAAAUAAACUGAACUAAACCUUGACUCUAAUCCCUGCUCGUGUGGAGGGAGGGGGCCCCGAGGCCCCGCCAGCCCGGCUGCCUCCGGACUGCGUGUGCAGGGGCAAGUUGCUGCUGCUUGCACGAGCCCUUAACUCCCUUCCCUUGUCCCUUCUAACCCCAUUAAUCCGCAUCCAGCCUGGUGCCUGUGCUGCCCGCCCGUGUGCCACUGCUGCCUCACUCCUUCCUGCCCUAAACGUCUCCUCUUUCUCUUUUCACCCUCUUGUGUCUCUUCUGUCAAGCAGCAAAGAAUUACGGGGUGUUUGACUUCCUCUGAGCUCACCGCCCGCAGGGGCGAGAGCCGGAGCGUGGCACGGCGCGACACCUUGGCCCAACAGAGGAGGACACGGAUCCCUGCGGGCGCUGGGUACGCACGGCGCUGAAGAUGGCUCCUUUCCCUCUAGUGGAAGAUGCCCCAUCCCCUCCACAGCCCUGAGAGGGGAGCAGGACCCAGUUUCCAGCCUUUUGUGUGUUCAGUUCAAUAAACACAGUCACCUCGCAGCCAGUGGCAUGAAUGUUCCAGGGCUUCAGUGCCUGGGGGAGUGGAGAAGGUGAGGCCCUGGCUGGGAGGGUGCCCCUUCCUGCUACUCCCCCACUUCCCAGGCCCACAGGUGCUCAGGCUUGGGCCUGUUAAUGCUGUGUGCAGAUAGUAAGCCCUAGGCUCGAAGGUAGCCUGCUGACAGCUACAAUCCUGGCUGUGUGCUGUCAGGUCCCUAUCUCCCACAUCUCCAGGUGCCUAAAAUUACUGAACUAUCUGCCUCCUGGUACUCCGGGCUUUGCCCCGGCCCCCCUGGCCUGGACGCUGUGGAUCUGGCUGAGUGCGAAGCUGUGGCCUCUAUUUGCCCACGUUUGCUCUGGGAGUGGUACUAAGCUCUAGCUAGGAAUGUGCCUCUGGAGUCUCCGCAGCCCCUUGUGCUCUCCUACCCCUGCACGAUCACAUACUCAUGGAGGAUGUUUGAUCCAAGAUGGCCCUAAUGGAGCUGGGGGUUUCAGAUGUGGUCUUAACACUGCUGCACAGCACCUAUAUCAGGAUGCCCAGCUGGGUGCCAGGGUGCAGGAGCUGUUAGGUCAGAUCAGAGCCAGAACUGGUUGGGGCGGGGGGCCAGGCUGCAGGAGCCCUGUUAAUUCCAAGUUGCAUAGGAAGCCAAAUAGUAAGUUCCCAGUGUCUGCUGUCCACAAAGGCUCUGGGGCUUAGAGGACGAGCAGUGCUGCUUUCCUGCCAUCGCCAUGCUCCCCAUGUAUGUGAGUGUUGGGGGUUUGGACCAGGUCCCGUGGAGGCUGGGGCACAUCUGGCUUAAGGCCUGGGCAGCAGGUCUGCUAUCGGAGUCUGCUUCUCAGGAGACACGGUUCCCUUCUGAAACUUGACCACAGUAGCUUGACCACAGUCUAGGCAUGAAUGUACACCCUGGGCCUAUCUCUGGAGCACUGCAGCAGCCUCUGUUACUGCGCUUUGCUUUGCUCCAACACCUACAUUCCCAUUUUUCUUCUGAAACCUCAGAGCUCUGCUCCUGCCUGGUACUAGAGAGGCGAGGAGGUGUGCCGUGGGCAGCCUACCCGGUGCACUGGACUGUAUGUGGUACAGAUGCUCAACCCCACUGCAGCCAAUGCUGGGCUGUCACAGUCUUGCUCCCUUCUGCUGCCACACAGCAGCUUCCCUUGUAGCAGCGUGAGCUCCUUUGGAUUCUCUUGGACUUGCGGUUUUUAUUAUUCUCAGCAGAUGAAAUGUACCUUGCUCCUGGCACCAGCUCAUCUACCACCCACCAUGCUCCAAGCUCCUGCAUCCUUGCAUCAGCUCCACUGUUGCCUGUCACAAUGCCCUUUCUAUUGGUCUAGCCCCAAACGUGCCCCCAGCUCACCUACUGCUCAGCAUCCUUCUUACCCCCCGCAGGUGCCAGCUUGUCAAAUGCUCCAUGUGCCAUCUGCCUAGCCCCCUCCAUAUUUGGCACCAACUAUUUACAGUCCCUCCCCUGACCCUGUUUGCUCUCUUGCCUUCCACGCUGCCACCCACCAUCCUUCUCCCGGCUCAUACUGCCAGCCCCCAUCCUACCUUGCCUCACCAGCUCAUUACCCUGCCCAGUCUCCCAUCCCGUUUCCUCCCCUGCCAUCCUGCCUGCUGUGUUUUAUAGAAACAACACCAAUCUCCUUGUUUUUAUUUAUAAACAUAGUUUUAUUGGA
Molecule: messenger RNA, 4587 nt
Organism: Alligator mississippiensis (American alligator)
Lineage: Eukaryota; Metazoa; Chordata; Crocodylia; Alligatoridae
Gene: DVL3
Product: dishevelled segment polarity protein 3
Exons: 16
Coding region: 72-2264 (730 amino acids)
Biological process (GO): intracellular signal transduction; canonical Wnt signaling pathway
Cellular component (GO): cytosol
Molecular function (GO): frizzled binding
Source: RefSeq, a predicted model, not a curated record